This is a messenger RNA of Solenopsis invicta (red fire ant), 4553 nucleotides long. RefSeq lists its product as uncharacterized. The transcript is spliced from 13 exons. Gene Ontology annotation, cellular component: plasma membrane. NCBI's taxonomy places the organism in Eukaryota, Metazoa, Arthropoda, Insecta, Hymenoptera, Formicidae. Gene Ontology annotation, molecular function: odorant binding; olfactory receptor activity. The record is from RefSeq and is a predicted model, not a curated record. Gene Ontology annotation, biological process: detection of chemical stimulus involved in sensory perception of smell; sensory perception of smell.
AAAUUAGUGACACUAAUUCCUAAAAUUUCUGUAUUCAUUUCAACCUCACUCAAUCUCAUUCUAUUCUAGCAAUACUGGUGCUAUCGUACGAAUAUUGAAUGUCAUGUACAAGUGGCACUAAUUUUGGCUUUAGCAUGGACUUAAGGAAGAGAAAUUUCUCAGUCUACGCCAUAUGUGAUAUAUUGCGCGUAGGGUUGAUAUGUAGUUAUUACGUAUACUUGCUGUACUUGACAUAUGUGCAGACAGUUAACUUAGAGAAUAUUUUAUACAUUGUAUGUGCGCCCGUGUCGCUGUAUUAUCUCUUAUUUUAAUAAUAUAAGACUGCGAGAAAUACGAUCUAUCGCUCGGGUCUGGUAAACAUGAAAUUAUACCAGUAUUUUAUUCGAAGGGAAUAUAAUAAUGUGCGUGACAUGUAGAGAACGGCAAUAUCCUCGAUGACAAUUGCAAGUAGGAAAACUUCACAAUUAUAGUUUUCAUAAUACGGAGCGGAAAAGAACGUAUAGAACGUAAGAACUCAUAAUGAAUAUCUAAUAGGCUUUAUGUCGAUUUUUUAAUGGCUGCUAUUAAUGGUACUAAGGUUAAGAAAAGUUCAGGUAUGUAAAACUAUAUGCGUAGUCUGUCGUAAGACGUGCUCGGUUACUAAAUGAAAUUUAUUGAGCUUUACAAUAAUAAAAUAUAUGUGACUGAUUUGUUAGUUCUGUUAUAUUAUUAAACGAAGGUUUAAAAGAAAAGAUAUUUCAAGAAAGAGUGCGCGAUAAAUAUUUAUAAAUGUUGCUUUUUAACAUUUACAUGAACAAUAAGAUUUGCGUUACAGUUGAAUAAGUUCCAUUCGAUUCACAAUCGGAGAUUUUAAUGUACGCGAGCUAUGUGGUGGAUGAAUAAAAUUUAUCACGAUCAAACAGUCGCAUGCAGAGUUAAACGUGUGAUUUAAAGCCAGUUUGCGUAAUUUAUCAAUCGCACAAUACAUUUUAUAGAAUGUUAAACUGUCUUCUGUAUUAAAUUUAAUUUUUACUUACUUUCAUAUUAUUAUAUUGUAUGUAUACAGCUCUAUCUAAUAAGAAUAUUUAAAAAUAGACGUUUUCUUCGCAAUGAUUUAAACCACUAUUUUACAUAUAGAAAAAAACUAAAUUUGUAAACAAAAUUGAUAAAUUGUUGAUAAAGUGUAAACUUAAAAUAUGCAAAUUCUUACUCUAAAUUUUUUAAUGUAUACAUUUGGUGGUAUAUGGCGACCGAUUGAAUGGUCAUCAAAUGCUGCCAAUUCACUGUAUAAUAUAUUUACCUGCAUUGUACUAAUUAUGGAAUACUUUUUGGUGAUAACUCAAUUUCUGGAUAUUCUACUUGUUGUCGAUAAUGUUGAUGAUUUUGUUAUUAACUCUUUAAUGUUCAUGAGUAUCAUUAAUGUUGUAUCUAAAGCGACUGUCGUUGUUGUACGUCGUAAUGCGAUUAUUAACUUGGUGCAAAGAUUGUUGAAGGGAUUAUGUAAACCUCAAGAUGAAGACGAAAUAACGAUACAAACAAAAUUUGAUCAGUUUAUCAGAUCGUGGUCAAUAAAAUAUAUAAUUUUGGCAUCAAGCUCUCUUACAGGCGUUACAAUAGGAUCAAUAUUAAAUGUUAUGCAUGGUCAAUUACCUUAUCGAGCAUGGUUGCCAUGGGAUUACAAUAAUGUGCCUCUAGUAUUCUGGGUUAUAUCCAUUCAUCAGAUCAUAGCUUUAAUUUUUGCCACUUUCAUAAAUGUCGGCACGGAAACUCUAGUUUUCGGAUUGUUUAUACAAACAUGUGCCCAGUUUGAAAUUUUCGAAAAUCGUCUUCAUAAGUUAAUAGUUAAUAAAACAAUUGGACAUCUAGGACAUGCACUCUCUUCGUCGAACAAAGACAAAACAGAAAUAUCGAAAUGCGUAUGCCAUCAUCUCAGCAUUUAUAAAUAUGCCAAAUCGGUAAACGUUAUAUUCAAUCAGAUACUCUUUAUUCAAUUCUCUUGUAGUAUAUUGAUACUAUGUACAAGCGUGUAUUACUUAUCAAUACAUAUUGCGGAACUGUCUGGAGUUGCAUCUUUAAUAGUGUACACCAUUUGCAUGUUUGUACAAAUCUACAUUUAUUGCUGGUCUGGAAACGAAGUCAUUCUUAAGAGUAUGAAUACAGGAAACGCUAUAUAUCAUAUGGAUUGGCCAUUAUUGUCAAUUAGCGAAAAAAAAGAAUUGCUAUUAAUCAUGAAGCGUAGUACAAUUCCUAUCAAGUUCACUAGUAGCUUCUUAAUAACUUUAUCUCUUCAGUCGUACAGCAACAUGUUGAAAACGUCAUAUUCCGCAUUUAAUUUACUCAAACACUGUGUAGCUGUUACAUGUAAAUCGACUGUCAUUGUGAUACGUAAUACAAUCAUCGGCUUGGUGCAAACAUUGUUAAACAAAUUACAUAAACCUGAAGAUGAGAAUGAAGUGACGAUACAAACGACAUUUGAUAAUUUUAUCAGAGUUGUUUGUAAAGAAAGAGAUCCAAAUAUGCAAAUACUUUCUCUAAAUUUUUUAUUAUAUACCGUUUGUGGUAUAUGGCGACCUGUUGAAUGGUCAUCAAAUGGUGCCAAGCUACUGUAUAGUGUAUUUACCUUUAUUGUAGUAUUCUCGCAAUACUUUUUGAUGUUAGGUCAAUUUAUGGAUAUAAUUCUUGUUGUUGACAAUAUCGACGAUUUUGCCACUAAUGUUCUAAUGUUCUUGACCAUGAUUGCCGUUUGCUGUAAAGCGACUGUCGUUAUAGUGCGUCGGAAUGCGAUCUUCAACUUGGUGCAAGGAUUGUUAAAAGCACCAUAUAAGCCUCAAGACGAGGCUGAAGUAGCUAUACAAAUAAAAUUUGAUAAGUUUAUCAGAUCGUGCUCAAUAAGGUAUUUACUUUUGGCGUCGUGCUCCGUUACAGGCCUCACGCUAGGAUCGGUGCUAAAUGCUGUACAUGGACGUUUGCCUUAUCGAAUAUGGUUACCAUGGGAUUAUAAUAUACCAUUAAUAUUUUGGAUUUUAGCUAUUUAUCAGAUACUCACUGUAGUUUUCGCUGCUACCAUAAAUGUCGGCACGGAAACCUUAGUCUUCGGAUUGUUUAUACAAACGUGUGCCCAGCUUGAAAUCUUUGAAAAUCGUGUUAAGAAAUUUAUAAUAAAUAAAAUAGUUGGACGUGCACUGUCUUCGUCGAAUACAAAUGAAAUAGGUAUAUCGGAAUGCGUGCAUCAUCAUCUCAGCAUUUACAAAUAUGCUAAAAUGGUAAACAUUCUGUUCAACCAGGUGCUCUUUGUUCAAUUCUUUGCAAGCAUACUGGUAUUAUGUUCAAGCGUGUAUUAUCUGUCACUGCAUAUUACGGAAUUUUCUGGAAUUGCGUUUUUAUUGAUGUAUACUAUUUGCAUGUUUGUACAAAUCUUCGUUUACUGCUGGUCCGGAAACGAAGUCAUACUUAAGAGUAUGAGCACAGGAGACGCGAUAUAUCGUAUGGAUUGGCCACUACUAUCAAGCAACGAUAGAAAAGGAUUGCUAAUGAUCAUGAUACGUGGCACAAUUCCUAUAAAAUUCAGUAGUAGCUUCUUGGUAAUUUUGUCUCUUCAGUCUUACAGCACUAUCUUAAAAGCGUCAUAUUCAACAUUUAAUGUGUUGAGAAACUAAAUAAGUGAGAGGGCAUUUAAACAUCGUAACAAUAUAGUAUUUAAUAAAUUAGCGAUUCUAAAUAUCUUAUAACUUUUGUUUGCACACAUAUUUAUUUCAGUCUUAAUCCCUAUUCCGAUUAUUUAAAUAGUAGCGCACGCAGCAAGCAAGCACGCACGCACGCACGCAUGCACUAAAUGUACACAUGUAACAUACACAUAUAUAAUUUAUUUUGACAUAUAAGCAGAAAUCGUUUUUAGUCGGCCAUUUAUUGAAUAUGAAAAACAUGAUUUUUUUCUUAUUCGUUAUCUGCGACAUUCUUUUGUGGACGUAUCAGAAGUAAAUCCAUAGUUUUUUGGCUUACUUGCCAAAUGGAUAUACGGACAGUUGUGCAAUUAUUAAUUACAGUAAUAUUUAUGCAACAUAUUUGCCUUCAGACUCUUAAUAGUUCUUCUUUUUCUUCUGUAUAUCAAGAAUAAAAUUGGUCAAACAAGGAUCUAUAUCACAAUCAGUGCUUCAAUGUGAAAUGCGAAUUAGUAAUUAACAAGGCAGUUAAUUAUAUAAAACUUUCACCCAUAUCAUCAAAUAAAAAAAAAGUAAUGAUAUUGGAAAUAUAAAUCAUCAUCUCAGCAUUUACAAAGACCGGAACUACGACUUUGCUAAUGUACCUCAUUUGUAUGUUGAUGUUCAUACAAAUAUACGUUUAUUGCUGCUCUGGAAAUAAAAUUAUGCUUAAGAUUCUGAAGAUGUCAUACUCAGCGUAACGUGUUCACAACAAUCUUAAAAUACAGAUAAUCGAAAAUGUGUUUGGAUAUAAUGAUAAUCUUUGAAAAGUUUUUGAUAAAUUAAUAAUUAUAAAAACACUGUAACGUUAAACUAUUAUAUAUGUAGCAUAAAAUGUUAUUUUUGAUUUAAUAGAACAAAUAUUUGUUGCAACAA